AUCCUCAAGCUCCAGUCCUCAAGUCUUUUUCCAGAACAAUUACAAAAUAGUCCCAUCAGGCUGACAGUGUCUUAAAACAACAUUAGUGUUGCUGUUAUACUUGGCACUGCAUGAACUGACACACGGCCACCUUUGUGAGUCCGUUUGACCUGCUGACCCCUGAGCGUCUGCCCUCUGACCUUUGCCCUGUAGGUGGCCUGUACGCUUGUGGCGGCUCUGAUGCAUCUGUUCUUCAUGGCUGCCUUUAGCUGGAUGCUGGUCGAAGGCCUGCUGCUCUGGAGCAAAGUAGUGAGCGUUAAUCUGAGCGAAGACCGCCACAUGAAAUACUACUACCUGAUUGGCUGGGGUCUGCCAGUGCUGAUCGUCACCAUCACACUGGCCUCUGCCUCUGGGAAAUACACUGCUGAUGGUCACUGCUGGCUCAGUGUUCAGAACGGCGUCAUAUGGGGCUUCGCAGGACCCGUCAUCUUCAUUAUUAUGGUGAACAUCAUGAUUCUGACCCGUGUAGUGGUGAUCACCAUCGCCACCGCCAAGAGGAGAUCUUUAAUGAUGGCCCUCAAUAACAGUCCUGAAGAGCAAAUCUCUGAGCAGAUCAGGGCGGCUGUGAAAGCUGUGCUGGUUCUGUUGCCGAUCCUGGGCCUGACGUGGCUUUGCGGUGUGCUGGUGCCGUUCUCCGUGGUCAUCGCUUACGUCUUUAGUCUUCUCAACUCACUGCAG
Molecule: messenger RNA, 717 nt
Organism: Danio rerio (zebrafish)
Lineage: Eukaryota; Metazoa; Chordata; Actinopteri; Cypriniformes; Danionidae
Source: RefSeq, a predicted model, not a curated record